CCCGGGCCAGCGCGGCGGGGCUGGGCCGGCUCACUGCUGCCUCCCCAGGUGGUCCGGCGGGUGCUGGCCCAGACCAGCAGCGGGGGCUUCUGCGGGAAUGACGGCUUCAUGCACAUGACCCUGAGCAGCCUGCCCUUCGGCGGCGUCGGUGCCAGCGGGAUGGGCAGAUACCACGGCAAGUUCUCUUUCGACACCUUCUCCCACCACCGCGCCUGCCUGCUGCGCCCCCCGGGCCUGGAGAAGAUCAACCGUCUGCGGUACCCGCCCUACUCGCCGGGCAAGCUGAGGCUGCUGCUGCUGGCCAUGCAGGACCGAGGCUGCAGCUGCACCCUGCUGUGAGCCGCUUCACGCCAAGGCCUCCUCCUCCCUCAGCUGCACCCCAACUGGGACAGGUCAAGGUGAGGGUGUGUGGAAACCGCCACCGCCCUCCGCUUGCCACCGAGCCUGGGAGAGGGGCAGACGUGGCACCCCGAGUCACCCCCUUCCCGUGCAGGGCACAGGAGGGGCAGUGGCCUAUGGUCAGGCCCUCCGUGGACCCUCUGAGACUCAGGCUGUCCCUGCGUCUGGCCUGUCCCCCCACUGGUGGUGGAGGGCGAAACUUUGACCCUCCUGAGAUCCUUCUGGGAUGAAAUUUGGGGAUUUAGUAAAUGCGUGUCACUGAC
Condylura cristata (star-nosed mole) is the source of this 662-nucleotide messenger RNA. It is a transcript of the gene ALDH3B1, whose product is annotated as aldehyde dehydrogenase 3 family, member B1. Gene Ontology annotation, cellular component: cytoplasm. Gene Ontology annotation, biological process: aldehyde metabolic process. The record is from RefSeq and is a predicted model, not a curated record. The transcript is spliced from 2 exons. Lineage: Eukaryota; Metazoa; Chordata; Mammalia; Eulipotyphla; Talpidae. Gene Ontology annotation, molecular function: aldehyde dehydrogenase (NAD+) activity. The annotation marks the transcript as partial.